Gopherus evgoodei (Goodes thornscrub tortoise) is the source of this 4763-nucleotide messenger RNA. It is a transcript of the gene NPHP3, whose product is annotated as nephrocystin 3. The record is from RefSeq and is a predicted model, not a curated record. NCBI's taxonomy places the organism in Eukaryota, Metazoa, Chordata, Testudines, Testudinidae. Gene Ontology annotation, molecular function: protein binding. Gene Ontology annotation, biological process: convergent extension; determination of left/right symmetry; kidney development.
CCACGUGGCUCCUUCCUUCCUUCCUUCCUCCGAGUCCUGCCCCGCCCCUUGCAGCGCAGCGGGCUGCGGCUGCCUGAGACCCUGGCCUGGGGGCACAGACUCCCGGAGGGUGCGGUGGCUCCUCCCUGCCGAGGGGUGUUAUUCAUGCUGCCCUAGACAGCGGGGCAGCCCGUCAUUGCUCCCCUAGGGGGGCUUGAAGCCAGUCUAGUUAGUAGGGUCCGGGUGGGAGAGCCUGGGCAAGCCCCUGAGCUGUGUGGGGAGCCCCACUGCCGGCCAGUCCAUGGGUGCACUGGCACCACAGGGAUGACCCUGGUAUAAAGUGCUAGAGGGACAGAGCCAGUGACACACGCCUAGCACCCAUGCCCAGCUCCUGGGUGACUCCAGCUGCCAAACCUAUGGAGAAGGGAGAGCAGCAGUGAGGGCAGCAUCCCAAGCUGGCCCCCCAACGAUGGGGACAGCUUCCUCUCUGGUGAGCCCAGCGGGCACUGGAGGGGAGGUGAUCGAGGAUGCCUACGGGGGAGGUGGCGGCGAAGCCUGUGAGAUCCCAGUGGAGGUGAAGCCUAAAGCUCGCCUGCUGCGCAGCUCUUUCCGCCGGGUGGGUGCUUCGCGGCCUGGAGGCCUCAUCGGGGCCAGCUUCAAAUCCACUGCCUCAGUGCAGGAGUUGGAGUGCAUGGCUGAGUAUGAGCGUCUGAAGAAAGAAUAUGAGAUCUUCCGUGUCAGCAAGAACAACGAGGUGGCCUCUAUGGUCAAGAAAGAAGCCAAGCUUGACCUGGAGAACAAGAGACUCCGGGCAGAGCUCCAGGCUCUUCAGAAAACUUACCAGAAAAUACUUAGAGAGAAAGAAAGUGCUUUAGAAGCCAAAUAUCAAGCCAUGGAGAGAGCUGCUACAUUUGAACAUGACCGGGACAAAGUCAAGAGACAAUUCAAGAUUUUCAGAGAAACUAAGGAAAAUGAGAUUCAGGAUUUAUUGAGGGCCAAACGAGAACUGGAGACAAAACUUCAGAGACUGCAAGCCCAAGGGAUCCAAGUAUUUGAUCCUGAAGAAUCUGAUUCAGAUGACAAUUGCACAGAAGUUACUGCUACUGGAGCCCAAUCUGAAUAUUGGACUGGUGGAGUGUUGGGAAGUGAGCCAUCAAUGGGUAGUAUGAUGCAACUUCAGCAGUCUUUCAGAGGGCCUGAGUUUGCUCAUAGUUCCAUAGAUGUGGAAGGACCAUUUGCGAACAUAAACAGAGAUGACUGGGAUGCUGCGAUUGCCAGUUUAUUGCAGGUCACGCCACUGUUUUCCCACUCUCUGUGGAGUAACACAGUAAGGUGCUAUCUCAUUAAUACAGAUGAGACUCAGCCUGAAGUGGACAUCUUCAUUAGGAACUACUCACCAAAACUUCAAAGAAUAUGUGAAACAAUGGGGUACUUCUUUCAAGUUGUUCAUUUUCCAGUAGAAAAUGGAAAUCAUUUCCAGGCUGUGAGAAAAUGGGAAAUUGAGAAAAGUUCCUUAGUUAUUUUGUUCAUACAUUUAACUUUGCCAAGCUGUUUGCUGGAGGACUGUGAAGAAGCCUUAUUGAAAAAUCCUGAAGGAAAGCCCCGGCUGAUUUACCGCAGAAUAGAAGAUGGCAAAGUCAGUUCAGACCCUGUGCAGCAGUUAACUGAGCAAGUUUGCUAUGUGAACAAAGCAAAGCUCAUUGAUCACAUGGGAGGAGUGGAAGAAGGAGCGUAUGAAACUUAUAAUUGUGUGGAAAAGAUCAUUAAACAGGAUAUAUUUGGCUGUGAAAGCACAGAAGUGGAAGGCAAGGAUUUGGGUAAUAAAGAGGAAUCCACUGCACCCGAGGAGGAAGUUUUUGGAGAUGUACUGUGGGAUGCACAUGAUGAACAAGAACAGAUAGAAGCUUUCCAGCAGGCCUCUAACUCAACAUGUGAACUAGGAUUUGAGAAAUAUUAUGAACGUCUAAAUGAUCUAGUGGCAGCACCAGCACCCAUCCCACCUCUUCUUGUGUCUGGAGGACCAGGCUCUGGCAAAUCUCUUCUCCUGUCAAAAUGGAUUCAACUGCAACAGAAGCGUUCACCAAACACACUAAUUCUCUAUCACUUUGUUGGGAGGCCCAUGUCUGCCAGUUCAGAAUCUGCACUAAUCAUUAAACGGCUUACUUUGAAGCUCAUGCAGCAUUCUUGGUUAGUGUCACCUUUAACACUGGAUCCAGCUAAGCUCUUGGAAGAAUUUCCUCGUUGGCUGGAAAAACUUUCUGCUCGUCACCAAGGCAGCAUUAUCAUAAUUAUUGACUCUAUAGACCAAAUACAGCAAGCUGAAAAACAUAUGAAAUGGCUGAUAGAUCCCCUGCCAGUGAAUGUAAGGGUGAUUGUAUCUGUGAAUGUGGAAACAUGUCCUCAGGCAUGGAGGUUGUGGCCAACUCUUCAUCUUGAGCCAUUGAAUUCUAAAGAUGUGAAACGUCUCAUUAGUGCAGAAUGUAGCUGUGCAGAUGUUAAAUUGACCAAAGAACAGGAGAAGAAACUUGAGAAACACUGUCGUUCUGCCACAACUUGCAAUGCUUUGUAUGUCACUCUUUUGGGCAAAAUGAUUGCUUGUGCUGGAAGUGCAGGAAAUAUUGAUGAAAUCCUUCAACAGUGUUUCCAAUGUCAAGAUACAGUAUCACUGUACGGACUUAUUCUGAGAUCAGUUCAGGAGUCCAUGCUGAACGAUAAAGACAAACACCUUAUGAGAGAGGUUCUCUGUGUCAUCAGUGUUAGCCACAAUGGAGUGAGUGAAUCAGAGCUGAUGGAACUUUAUCCCGAACUAUCCUGUGUCACGUUAGCCUCUCUAGUACACAGUCUGCACAAGAUGGGUAUGCUGACAUAUGGCUGUGGUUUGCUAAAGUUUCAGCACCUCCAGGCUUGGGAAACGGUGAGACUAGAAUACAUGGAAGAAGGUCAAAAUAGUAUUUCUACUUACAGAAGAAAACUAAUAGACUACUUCACCGUGCAGCUAAGUCAAGGCAGAGUGACUUGGAGAAGUGCCGAUGAACUUCCUUGGCUUUUUCAACAACAGGGCAACAAGCAGAAGCUACACAAGUGUCUCCUGAACCUCUUUGUAUCUCAGAAUCUUUACAAAAGGGGGCAUUUUGCAGAAUUACUGAGUUACUGGCAGCUUGUCGGAAAAGAUAAGAGUUCAAUGGCAGCAGAGUAUUUUGACUCUCUAAAGCAAUAUGAGAAAAGCUGUGAGGAAGAGGAAAGUAUGAUCCGUCUGGCUGAUCUUUAUGAAACUCUGGGACAAUUCUUAAAAGAUCUAGGCCUUCUCAGUCAGGCAGUUGCUCCUCUGCAGCGUUCUCUGGAAAUUCGGGAGACUGCACUGGAUCCAGAUCACCCCAGGGUAGCACAGUCUCUCCAUCAGUUAGCAGGAGUAUAUGUGCAGUGGAAAAAGUUUGGAAAUGCUGAGCAGUUAUAUAAGCAGGCUCUGGAAAUCUCUGAAAAUGCUUAUGGAGCUGAACAUCCCAGGGUUGCUCGUGAACUGGAUGCACUUGCAACAUUAUACCAGAAACAGAACAAAUAUGAACAAGCUGAACAGCUGAGGAAAAAAUCCUUUAAAAUGCGACAAAAAGCAGCAAGGCGGAAAGGCAAUUUGUUUGGAUUUGCUCUUCUACGUCAACGAGCCUUGCAGCUGGAAGAGCUUACGUUAGGCAAAGACACACCAGAUAAUGCUCGUACCCUCAAUGAGCUUGGAGUUCUCUAUUAUCUGCAGAAUAAUCUCGAGACAGCUGAACUUUUUCUGAAGCGCUCCCUAGAAAUGAGGGAGAGGGUCCUGGGACCAGACCACUCAGACUGUGCACAGUCUUUGACAAUCUGGGCAGCUUUGUACAAUGAAAAGAAACACUACGAGGCUGAGGAACUGUAUGAAAGAGCUUUAGAAAUUAGGAGGCGAGCACUAGCCCCUGAUCAUCCCUCACUGGCUUACACUGUGAAACAUCUUGCAGUACUCUACAAAAGCUGGGAAAGCUUGACAAGGCAGUGCCUCUGUAUGAGUUGGCUGUUGAAAUUCGACAAAAAUCAUUUGGUCCAAAGCACCCUAGCGUAGCUACUGCCUUGGUAAACCUGGCUGUUCUUUAUUGUCAGAUGAAAAAGCACAUUGAAGCUUUACCUCUGUAUGAAUGUGCAUUAAGAUUAUGAAGACAGUUUGGUCAGAUGCAUCCUCGUGUGGGAGAAACACUAAAAAACUUAGCUGUGUUGAGCUAUGAAGGAGGAGAUUUCGAGAAGGCUGCCGAGCUGUACAAGAGAGCCAUGGAAAUCAAAGAAGCAGAGACUCUGUUGAUCGAGGGAAAAGCACUUCCCGGCCCUCGUAAAUGGAGACACUUUUCAGGUUUAAGAAGUACAUUAUCUCCAAUGUUUUUCUAGACCAGGGACAAAGGUGAUGCAAACUGGCACAAAAACAAAUGCCAGUGAAGAAUGCUUGAUGGUUAAGUACUUAAAAUAAGCCUGCUUCAGAUUAAAAAAAAAAAAUUCUAGGAGACAGUUUGUGAUGAUGAAAAAAUGAACAAAGUUUUACAUUUGAGUUUAAAUAUUUCUGUUCAUGCCAUUUUUGUGGACCAUGUGAUACAGAGUUACUUCUGUGUUACACACAGGCAGUUAGUGAGACUGGCUGAGUGUGUUCUGGUUAGUUAAUUGUUCAGACGUAGCUGUAAUGCCAGAAAACAUCAGUUUUUGUUUUUUCUCUAUACCUCUUUUUAGUAGAGGACCUGUGAGCUGCAAGGUAUAAUCAAUAAAACAGCUACUAGGUGUUA